CUCUCCCUAGUGAGUGGGUGUGUGACUGAGGCCUCCUCUGUACCCAGCGGCUCUUGCUUGUGCCCAGGUGACAGUUUUCCUCAGCCAACGCUUCCGCGUUUGAUAAAAAACUGCGAAAUUUUUAUUGAUCAUCACACAAUGACUAUAAAAUUUAUGGCUAGCUUUUCUGCUUGAGUUUCUUCGAACGAAUGGACCAAAACUGUUUUUUGAGCUGCAAUGCUUCUUACCUACAAUCUUUAUAGAGUAGGCACCAUGUCGUCUCUGACGCGAGGCGGGGCUUGCUGUUGUAUUAGGUACUCUUAUGACAGUCUUUCUUAGCUCAACUUAAACAGCACUUCUCAGAUGAAAGCCAUGGUAGCCGUUCGCUUCUUCGUUGCCUUCCAGUUGAUGGUAGGAUGCGGGUGUUCAGAAGAGGCCACUGGGCCAGAGUCUCGUCCCCCGCCUCCGACCUUCUACGGCUCACGCACGCUGCCCGGUCUGUUCCCACAGCGCACCUCGCACAUCGGCCCGCUCCCUCACCUCAACUCCGUGCUAACUGAGUGGUCACGUUGGGGCGAAUGGACCAAAUGUUCCAGGUCUUGCGGCACCGGAGUUCGUUCGCGCACACGGCACUGCAUCGCGGCCGCCCCGCGCGUGAUGCCAGGUUCAGGAAUACGCACGAGCCACGACCAAUGCGUAGGCCCCAACACGCAGUACGACGCCUGCAGCAGCCAACCCUGCGCUGGAGGCUCAGACCUCAUGUCCGGAGCAUCGUUCCGAGCUGUACAGUGCAGACUUUAUAACAAUAGGAAAGUCUUCGGUAAACUCGUCACGCGCUGGCUGCCCUACACGCAAGGAGCCACGAAUUCCUGUGCGCUGGUGUGCGAGGGUGAGGGCGCUGGGAUCGUCUAUACCUUCGGCAAAGUCAGGGACGGAACGCAAUGCUCGGCCGACCGCGGCCUCGUCGGCAUCUGCGUCAACGGUCGCUGCUUACGAAUGUCAUGCGACGGACAACUUGGAGGCACUGCAUUAGAAGACCAGUGUCGCGUGUGUGGAGGAAACAACACGACGUGUACCCUGCAUAAGGGCAUCUUCCACUCCCCUGUCACGGACCCUCAAGACGAGCCUUACAACGAAGCAAAGAAAUCUCAAAUUUACGCCUUAGAUGAGGCCAAAAAUUUGAAAUAUCAUUCAGCGCACGGAGCUGAGGAGCCGGCAUGGCAUGGCUACGGCAGUUUCAGGAGGGAUCAGUUCGUAGCUGAUCAGCCCACUAUUGCUGAUGAGGAGAAGCAACAAAAAGGAACCAUUGGAUAUUAUGAAGUGACUCUCAUACCUAAAGGCUCUACAAACAUCAAAGUCUCCGAUCAUUCACAUAACUUCUUAGCUCUGCGCGAGGGCAAUAAAUUUCUUCUCAACGGCGACUGGCUCAUAGACUGGCCCGGGGAGGUCGAGGCUGGUGGGGUCAUGUUUUCCUACAGCAGAGCUGAAAACGACUCAGAGCAGCUUACGGCUCUGGGACCAACAAAGUCAAAUCUGUCAUUAAUGAUCUUGCUGAGAGAAGAAAACCCAGGAGUUUAUUACGAAUAUUGGACGCCUAACAGCAACUCGAACGGUCUGCCUUCAAUUCAUUUCAAGAAGACUUCGAAACCGAGUACCAAUUGGAAACCCGACAGAAAGGAAUGGCCUUCGAUCAAAUUUCACGGUACAAAUUUUGAUCACCAGCUUGCUUUUGAGAAAUCAAAAACUUCAGAAGCGACGUCGUUGUCAGGAUUUAAUUUCACGAACGAUUCGGUCGAGCUGCGUCUCAGAUCAGGCAGAAAAACGGACGCUGUACUCCACAAGGCUCUUCGACAUUCCGCGAGAAAUCUUUCUAAAAGACGUCAUCAAAACUUAGAACUCUCACGUUUGAAUUCUUUAGAGCAGAGACGCAUCCGAUGGACUAAAAGCCACGCUAAUCCCAGAAAUAAAAUUAUUUCCGAAGAUACACAGUUGUCCAGACAAAUGUUUGAUGAGCCUAUCAGGUUCGGUUUUCAAGACGACAAUCCUGCUCAUUUUUCAGCAAGGCUAAACACCAAUGUUCCCUCCUCAAUUUCUAAAAAUUCACCGAGAAAUCGAGAAAAACAUUUCCGUUUCACUGACGCCGUUCCUCUUCAAGAGGACGAAAAGAGGCUCAGCAGACGCCGAGAUCAUCCCAUUGCUAGUCGGCACAGCUCCAGCAAUCGAGUUCAAGCGAAUAAUGCAUUUACAAACUCAAAAAUAUCUGCAAAAAAUUCUCCAGCUCCAAGCAAGUGGAGCCCUAAUAAAAAAACUCACAGGAGGCGGAAAAUUCGAAGAACGAAGAAAAAACGCCGACAAAAGAACCCAGCGCUUGUUUGUCCCAAGUGCUCCAGAGUUCGUGAGGUGAAGAAGCACUUCUGCACCAGUGACUUCGUUUCUCGAGUUCAGGUUGUGAGUUUUGACGCCGCUCCAAAAGAGAAAAACAAUACCACGAGCAAAGGCCGCUAUGAGGUCACCAUCCUCCAGUCGUUCAAAAAUACGGUGCCGCUGCUGCACAAAGAGUUCAUCUACGUUGAGAACUUCAACUGCGCCUGUCCGAAACUGCAGUCGGGAAAAAUCUACCUCAUCAUGGGAAAGACUUACCCUUCAGGUAAUGGAAGGGAGGUUCAGCUUGGUCUAGACAGGUCCAGUUACACGAGACAAUUUACAACUCGAGUCUUGGGACGAGUCCUGAAAAUAAGAAGCGAUGAAAUGAAAUAUUGUAAGAAAUGGAGAAAAACACUUCCAAAACCAAUUAAAAGACCAAUAUACGACAACGCGUCAUUAGACAUUGAUAUAGCAAACCUGCCAAUGUUUGCAGAACUCGCUACAAAUGCUCUUGAUACAGACAUCGAGACAUUACCUGAAGAAGUUCAGAUAAGUCCAAUCAGGAGCGAAGAAGGGACUACCCAUGCUCUCUUAAAUAUAAAUUCUGAACCCCGACUCCGGCCUGAGAUAAACGCAUUUUCUCUUAUUGAAAAAUCCCCAAAUGUGCUUGAUAGACGCAAAACGAUCAUUGGGAUCCUUGAUAACUCUUUAGAUCCAAAUAACUUGGGAGGGAUUAAGCGUAAGUGGCAUUACAAUUUCCGUCACUGAAAGUUUCUGCAAGGAAACGAAAAAUCUAAUUAUUUUCGAAACAUAUCAUUGCGUAGAUAACUUAUAACAGCCCUUGAAUUUUUGUCACACGAUUUUUAAUCAAUUUCGUUCCCCUGAACUCAUUUGUCUAAUUUUUCUUCUUAUUUUUAUAUUGUGGUGCUGUUUACUUUGCAGUACAAAUUUCUAUAUUGUCCGUACUACUGAGUUCCCAUGCAUGCUCUUUAAUUAAUUAUACAUAUGAUGUUAGUGAAACUUGCAAUUUCAUUGGAUUUGUAGACGACUGACAAGCAACUUGGCCUACUAAUUAUCCCACAUUAAAAAAUCUCCUAAAUUGUGCACGCUCACUUUUUUGAUUGCCAUUUAGUUUAUGACUGAAUUCGAUGAAUUCGCUUAAGAAUAAUAUGAGCUGGUUGAUUUUCAGAAUAAAAAAUGAUUACUGAAGUUGUGACUUAGAAUUUAUAUUAUUAUCAAUACUGUAUAUUUCAACGGAUGACUCCUACUAGUUUAUAAAGUGAUUCAAUCUUCAAUUUUAGUAAAUUGUCGAUCGAUUCACUUCAGUAAUUGUAUAUUCAGCCCUAAUAAAAAUCCAUAAUAUGUACAAUUUAUGUAAAACCUUCUUCUAGAAGAAUGUUUAUACCCAGUAAGCAACUUUGCAUUAACUCGCUAAAGUCAGAAAGAAAACGUUUCUCAAAUAAAUUAUUUUUAGAGACAUUGAAAUUUAAUCUGCGAUGAGUUGAAAUUUUAAUAAUUCUAUUAUUUUUGUGUCCAUUUUACACCUUAUGUUGAUCAUUUGGACCUCCAUUUAUUUCUAUGCUCAUCGACUGCAUAUCGCUGCGAUAUGUUGAAAAUCAUUAUGGUCGCAGUUAAUUCUAUUGUAAUGUGGACUUCAUUCGUCAUAGGCUUCAUUCAGCGUGAAGGAAAUUCAUGUCUAAUAAUUAGUGAAUAGUUUCUCAUUGACAUUUUCCAGUGCAUGUAAAAUAGCUUAUUUAAGCCUUAAUUAAUUUAAUAUGUAUAUAAAAAUUUCUGUCUUUGGAAACAUGUCAAAAGUGCCGCUUAUCAAUUGUAAAUUAUCGAAAUAUAAAUUCUCAAUAAAUAUUAA
This is a messenger RNA of Hyalella azteca, 4210 nucleotides long. RefSeq lists its product as uncharacterized. Lineage: Eukaryota; Metazoa; Arthropoda; Malacostraca; Amphipoda; Hyalellidae. Gene Ontology annotation, biological process: extracellular matrix organization. Gene Ontology annotation, molecular function: metalloendopeptidase activity; protein binding. The record is from RefSeq and is a predicted model, not a curated record. The coding region runs from base 343 to 3111 and encodes 922 amino acids. The transcript has 11 exons. Gene Ontology annotation, cellular component: extracellular matrix.